GGGUUUGGGCACAAGAUGGCUGCCACGCGCCGGGAGCUUCGGAGUUCGAGCUCCCCGACCCCCGAGUCACGAUCCCAGGAGCUGCCGGACCUGGUCCUGGUGCCCGAUGAUGGCCCUCCCGCCACUCCCCCGAGUGACCUCAUCGAGAUCCAGGUGGUGAAGGUCACAGACACCACGCUGGUUCCCGGGCCGCCGGAGCCGGGCUCUUUCCACUGUGCCUUGUGCCCAGCUGCCUUCCGGCUAGUGUCCGAGCUGCUGUUCCACGAACACGGUCACCUGGCGGGCGCGGUUGGCGGCGGGCGCGGCGGGGACCCCAGCCGGUGCCACGUGUGCGGCCACAGCUGUGCGGGGCCGGCCAGCCUGCGCGCGCACUACAGCCUGCACACCGGGGAGCGGCCCUACCGCUGCGCGCGCUGCCCACGCGCCUUCAAGGCGCUGGCGCCCCUUCUGAGGCACCAGAGCCGCCAUGGCGCCGAGUCUGGGCCCUCGCGUGCGCCACACACGCGCUCCGCAACCGCCGGGGAGCUGGGCCCCGGGGUAUCCCUGGAGAGGGCUGAGGUGGUGUUGGCCGCGGCGGCUGCAGGCGCGACCGUGGGCAAACCCUUUGCCUGCAGGUUCUGCGCCAAGCCGUUUCGCCGCUCCUCCGACAUGCGGGACCACGAGCGGGUGCACACGGGCGAGCGGCCCUACCACUGCGGCGUGUGCGGCAAGGGCUUCACGCAGUCCUCCGUGCUCAGCGGCCACGUGCGCAUCCACACAGGCGAGCGCCCCUUCCGCUGUGCACUCUGCGACCGCACCUUCAACAAUUCCUCCAACUUCCGCAAGCACCAGCGCACACACUUCCAUGGGCCUGGGCCAGGGCUGGAGUCCCGGGCUUUGGCGGCUGAGAGGGCAGGAAGAGCAUGCGGGGCGAGCCACCCGCGGGAGGAGGGGUGCAGAGACCAGGCAAAAGCUGAGGUUGACCAGUAGGCCAAGACAGAGGGGUGCGGGGAAAUAGAAGCAAUGAAGAAGAGGGGAGACCAGGAGCAGCCCACCUGCUCAGCAGAGCGCAAAGACCAGACUCUCUAUUCCCAGAAGCCGACACUCCCUGUGUGAGACCCAGAGAAAGAGAAACAACCCCGUGGUGCCCAGCUAUCUUGUGAGGAUCAUGGGGAAUUUCAUUACCUCUUUUGCAUCCCUGUUUGGUCGUCUGUAUGUGGGACAUAACGUAUCACAGCAGAAUGGACAUGACAGAGGGAGAGGACCAGGGCCACACUCCUGGCCCAACCAAUCAUCUGCAGAGCCCUCGACUGUCUUGGGGAUCCCUAAGUGGACCAGGAUGGAAUCUUUUGCCUACCUCACUGGAUUGCACUGGACCGGGGACAGCUACCCACCUCUAGGCAGGAGCUGCCCAGCAGGUGGUGCGGAAAGACUCUAGGAUCCCAUCACUCAAAGCCAGGGAUCCCUGAGUCACAGCUGUAAGCACUGGAAGAUAUAAGCCUGACCUUAGAAUCGCUGCUUCCCCACCCCCACGGUGGUCCCCCUUUAACCCAUCCAAACCCUGGUCAAACACAAGAGCACACCCAGCAAGCAACUACCUACCACCCUUCCCUCAGCUGUGGUGCAGCCCGCUGCUUCCCCACAGCUACAGAGUACCCUCAGGUCUCUCUGAUUUCCUCCACUUGGAAUCUGAAGCAAACAGCUACUGCCUGGUCCCAGGCAAUCCUGAAGAAGGGGGGCUGGGGCUGGGACAGGGGGAGGGCUGGAGGAGGGGAACCUCCAGUCUUC
Messenger RNA from Octodon degus (degu), 1767 nucleotides. It is a transcript of the gene Znf784, whose product is annotated as zinc finger protein 784. Gene Ontology annotation, molecular function: DNA-binding transcription repressor activity, RNA polymerase II-specific. The transcript has 2 exons. NCBI's taxonomy places the organism in Eukaryota, Metazoa, Chordata, Mammalia, Rodentia, Octodontidae. The record is from RefSeq and is a predicted model, not a curated record. Gene Ontology annotation, biological process: negative regulation of transcription by RNA polymerase II. The coding region runs from base 16 to 969 and encodes 317 amino acids.